Molecule: messenger RNA, 486 nt
Organism: Penicillium taxi
Lineage: Eukaryota; Fungi; Ascomycota; Eurotiomycetes; Eurotiales; Aspergillaceae
Exons: 2
Coding region: 1-486 (161 amino acids)
Source: RefSeq, a predicted model, not a curated record
AUGGCUUCCAUCGUCACCCCCAAGAAAGGAAGCAAGGAUAACGACUUCAACUACCACUUCCUGUGGGAAUGCUACGCUAGCAACCCCACCAACAAAGUUGAUUUCGCUGUGGUCGCUGAAAAGAUGGGUGUCACAAAGAAGGCCGCCGAGGGACGCCUUUAUCGCCUCAAGAAAACCAUGGAAACCAAGCCCUUCGACAAAUCCCCCGAGAGCAGCGGCUCCCCCAAACCCCCCAAGAAGAAGCCUGCUACAACCUCUACUCAAGCCACUCCCAAGUUGGAGGAGGGCGAGUUUAAGAAAGAGCAUCACGAAGACAAUCCAAAACUCGAGUUGAAGCAUCAAGAUCGCAUGAAGGGCACGAUCAAGUCGGAGCACGAGCUGCUCAAGGAUCAGAAGGAGUCCAAGGAUGUGCUGGCCAUCAUCAAAACUGAGACCCAGGAAGAUUCCGACCAGUACGAGCCCAUAGCUGAAGAAGACUUCGCUUAA